This is a messenger RNA of Colletotrichum abscissum, 1497 nucleotides long. RefSeq names its product phosphoserine phosphatase SerB. Lineage: Eukaryota; Fungi; Ascomycota; Sordariomycetes; Glomerellales; Glomerellaceae. Gene Ontology annotation, molecular function: L-phosphoserine phosphatase activity; magnesium ion binding. Bases 1 to 1497 code for a protein of 498 amino acids. The record is from RefSeq and is a predicted model, not a curated record. Gene Ontology annotation, cellular component: cytoplasm. The transcript has a single exon. Gene Ontology annotation, biological process: dephosphorylation; L-serine biosynthetic process.
AUGGCCGACGCAAGCCCCGCCAAGUCGACAACGUCGCCCCGACCUCAGCUGACCUCGUCCAUGAGGAGCAGCUCCUUCUUGCGCGAGCACCAGCAGUACCGGCCCCCGCAGCACCCAGAGAGCCGCUUCGGCAUCGACACCGUCGUCGAGGACCUGAGCAACGUCGCCGUCUCUCCGCCAAAGCAGCACAACCACAACGCCGGCCACAAGCACUAUGCGGGCUUCAACGGCAUCCCCUCAGAGGACGACCCACCCACCAUCCGCAGCGGCCUGAACCACAGCUACUCGCACCCCAACUGCGCGCCCGCGGGUGGGAAGAAGCAGUCGCGCUUGGUGGCCACGCUCUUCUACAAACCGAACGGCGGCGACGGCGCCGGCCACCACACGACAGCGGCCGGAGCAAGUGGCGGCCGCGUCGCAUCCCCCCCGACCCUCACCUCCGACAGCGCCAGCGGCAAGGAGUCCCUCCCGGCCAACUUCGCGCCGACCCAGGACCCCGAGUCCUUCCCCCUCGAACCCCCGACCCUCGAGCCCGAGAAGCUCGACCACCUGUACGGAUCCCACGUCUCGCCCAUGUGCGUGACCUCGUUCCUGCACCUCAUGUCGACCUUCCCCCUCCCCGCCGGCGAGUCCGACUACAGCUCCUCCCACCGCUGCCUCGACAGCCAGGAGCACCCGCGCGUCGUCGAGCUGACCCUCGACCCGGCGCCCUGCCAGAGCUACCUCAGCCUGACGGACCUGCGGCGGCACGAGCUCAUCUACCGUUUCGAGAGGGAGUGGAGCGUCGACGUCGCGCUGCAGCCCGACACGCUGUGGCGCAGGCACCCGCGUCUCGUCGUCUUCGACAUGGACAGCACCCUCAUCACGCAGGAGGUGAUUGACUUGCUCGCCGCGACGCUCACGGACCCGCCCGACCUGGCCGCGCGCGUCGCCGACAUCACGCACCGCGCCAUGCUCGGCGAGCUCGAGUUCGACGCCGCGUUCCGCGAGCGCGUGCAGCUUCUCAAGGGUCUGCCCACCUCCUGCUUCGAGCAGCUGCGGCCCGUCCUGGAUGUCACCAAGGGCGUGCCCCGCCUGAUCAAGGCUCUGAAGCGCCUCGGUGUGAAGACCGCGGUGCUGUCGGGCGGGUUCUUGCCCCUGACGAGCUGGCUUGCUGGAGAGUUGGGCAUCGACUACGCGCACGCCAAUGAGGUUGUCAUCGACGAUGCUGGAAAGCUCACUGGGGAGGUCAAGGGCCUCAUUGUAGGCAAGGAGCGGAAGCGUGACCUCCUUGUUGAGAUUGCAGCCAAGGAGGGCAUCGAUCUGUCGCAGGUUGUUGCGGUUGGUGACGGCGCAAACGAUCUGCUGAUGAUGGGCGCGGCGGGCUUGGGUGUUGCGUGGAACGCUAAGCCGAGGGUGCAGAUGGAGGCCGAUACGAGACUCAACAGCGAGAGCCUGUUGGACUUGUUGUACCUCUUUGGGUUUACGGGUGAUGAGAUUGAGCAGCUCGCCUCGUAG